Molecule: messenger RNA, 4224 nt
Organism: Syngnathus typhle (broad-nosed pipefish)
Lineage: Eukaryota; Metazoa; Chordata; Actinopteri; Syngnathiformes; Syngnathidae
Gene: grm8a
Product: glutamate receptor, metabotropic 8a
Exons: 14
Coding region: 536-3292 (918 amino acids)
Biological process (GO): regulation of synaptic transmission, glutamatergic; G protein-coupled glutamate receptor signaling pathway
Cellular component (GO): membrane
Molecular function (GO): group III metabotropic glutamate receptor activity
Source: RefSeq, a predicted model, not a curated record
ACGCACUCCCUCUACCUUCUCGUGGCCGCGCGCACGUUUUGGGGGGAGCGCUUGAUUGAGGCAGCUGCGCUCGUCCCACGGACGCUAUUUCGUUCGAUAUUUACCUGUAAACACAAGCAAGGAGCACUUCUAGCAACAUUUGGGCGUCUUCACUUACGUUUUUUAUUUUAUUUUUAAACUGUCGUGGAUAAGGAUAUCACACUGAAGGAGGACUGCUUUAUUAUUUUUUUUCUCUUUUUUUUUUUUUCUCCUCUUGGAGGGACCCCCGCACGGGAGAAGACUGGAAGUCCACUCGGAGAGAAUACUCCUCAUCUUCCACACUCUGAAGACUUUAAGGCUCGACUGAACAUGUGGCCAGUGGACAAACUCCCGAAAAAGAUGAUCAUCCUCUAGAUGCGUCUCGUUUGGAAUAUGACUCACUCCUGGGGCUCAGCUAGCUUCACCCCUUGGCUCCUCCCCCACACCCUUGUCAACCAGUAGAACACCCCCGCCCUUACUUUUGGAAUCCUUAACCCUUCCGAGAUCGCCUCCAAUCAUGGAGCCUCAAUUGCACCGUCAGCCGCAGUCCAACCCCGUCGUCUUUGUCCCGCUGGUCCUCUUGUGCGUUUGUCUCCUUCCCGUCGCCCGGCCGCAGCGACUCCCCAUCGACCCCCAGGCCGCGCCGGAGUACGCCCACUCCAUCCGGUUGGACGGCGACAUCAUCCUGGGCGGAUUGUUCCCAGUGCACUCGCGGGGCGACCGCGGCACACCUUGCGGGGACCUCAAGAAGGAGAAGGGCAUCCACCGCCUGGAGGCCAUGAUGUUCGCCAUCGACUUGAUCAACAAGGACCCCGAGUUGUUGCCCAACAUCACGCUGGGGGCGCGGAUCUUGGAUACCUGCUCCAGGGACACGUACGCUCUGGAGCAGUCGCUGACCUUCGUGCAGGCCCUGAUCGAGAGGGACGGCUCUGACGUGCGCUGCGCCAACGGCGACCCGCCCAUCUUCACCAAGCCGGAUAAAAUUGUCGGCGUGAUCGGAGCGGCGGCCAGCUCCGUCUCCAUCAUGGUGGCCAACAUACUGCGCCUCUUCAAGAUCCCCCAGAUCAGCUACGCCUCCACGGCCCCCGAGCUGAGCGACAACACCCGCUACGACUUCUUCUCCCGCGUGGUCCCGCCGGACUCCUACCAAGCGCAGGCCAUGAUGGACAUUGUGACAGCCAUGGAGUGGAACUAUGUGUCCACGUUGGCCUCUGAGGGAAACUACGGCGAGAGCGGCGUAGAGGCCUUCGUCCAGAUCUCACGAGAAACCGGUGGUGUUUGCAUCGCGCAAUCCUUGAAGAUCCCACGAGAGCCAAAGCCGGGGGAGUUUGACAAGAUCAUUAGACGUCUGUUGGAGACCUCCAACGCCAGGGCCAUCAUUAUGUUCGCUAAUGAGGACGACAUACGGCGCGUUUUGGAUGCAGCAAAGAGGAACAACCAAACGGGCCACUUUUUAUGGGUGGGCUCCGAUAGUUGGGGAUCCAAGAUCUCCCCUGUGAUUGGCCAGGAAAGAGUGGCGGAGGGAGCCGUCACUAUUCUUCCCAAGCGAGCAUCUGUUGACGCCUUCGACCGCUACUUCCGGAGCCGCUCGCUGUCCAAUAACAGGAGGAACGUUUGGUUUGCCGAGUUUUGGGAGGAGAACUUCAACUGUAAGCUGGGCAUGCACGGGAAACGACUGGGCAUCCUUAAGAAGUGCACAGGUUUGGAGAAAGUGGGCCGCGACUCCAGCUACGAACAAGAAGGCAAGGUGCAGUUUGUGAUGGACGCCGUGUACGCCAUGGCCCACGCGCUACACCACAUGCACCGCAAGCUAUGCUACGGCUACCUGGGUUUGUGCCCGCGCAUGGCUAACAGCAUCGACGGGAAGGAGCUGCUUAGCCAUAUCCGCGCCGUCAACUUCAACGGAAGUGCCGGCACGCCUGUGGUUUUCAACGAGAACGGAGAUGCGCCGGGGAGAUACGAUAUCUUCCAGUACCAGAUCACCAACAGGUCCACAGCCGAGUACAGAGUCAUCGGCUCCUGGACCAACAAACUGCACCUCAAGGUUGAGGCCAUGCGCUGGAAAAGGGGUGACCCAUCGCUGCCGGCUUCCGUGUGCAGCCUCCCGUGCCGCGCCGGGGAAAGGAAGAAGGUGGUGAAGGGGGUACCCUGUUGCUGGCACUGCGAACGAUGCGAGGGGUACCACUACCAGGCCUCCGAGUUCAUGUGCGAGCUUUGUCCGUACGAAAUGCGACCCGACGCCAACCGCACGGGCUGCGUCCCCAUCCCCAUCAUCAAGCUGGAGUGGCAUUCGGCGUGGGCCGUGGUCCCCGUCUUCCUCUCCAUGCUGGGCAUCAUCGCCACGUCGUUUGUCAUCGUCACCUUCGUGCGCUACAACGACACGCCCAUCGUCCGGGCCUCGGGCCGGGAGAUGAGCUACGUGCUGCUCACAGGUAUCUUCCUGUGCUACGCCAUCACCUUCCUGAUGAUAGCCGCCCCGGACGUUGGCGUGUGCUCCUUGCGGAGGAUCUUCCUGGGCUUGGGCAUGUGCUUCAGCUACGCGGCACUCCUCACCAAGACCAACAGGAUCCACCGCAUCUUUGAGCAGGGCAAGAAGUCGGUCACGGCGCCCAGGUUCAUCUCCCCGGCCUCGCAGCUGGUCAUCACCUUCUCCCUCAUCUCGGUCCAGCUGCUGGGUGUGUUCUUAUGGUUCGCCGUGGACCCGCCGCACACUGUGGUGGACUACGGCGAGCAGCGGACCCAGGACCCCAGGUCGGCGCGCGGGGUCCUCAAGUGCGACAUCUCGGAUCUGUCGCUCAUCUGCUCCUUGGGCUACUCCAUCCUGCUGAUGGUCACCUGCACGGUGUACGCCAUCAAGACACGCGGCGUCCCCGAGACCUUCAACGAGGCCAAGCCCAUCGGCUUCACCAUGUACACCACCUGUAUCAUCUGGCUUGCCUUCAUCCCCAUCUUCUUUGGAACGUCGCAGUCUGCGGAGAGGAUGUACAUCCAAACCACCACCCUGACCGUCUCGCUCAGUCUGUCGGCCUCCGUCUCCCUGGGGAUGCUCUACAUGCCCAAAGUCUACAUCAUCCUCUUCCACCCCGAGCAGAACGUGCCCAAACGGAAGCGCAGUUUCAAGGCCAUUGUGACCGCCGCCGCCAUGUCGGGGAAGCUGUCGCAGAAGGGAGAUCGGCCCAAUGGGGAAGUGAAGACUGAGCUGUGUGAGAGCAUGGAGACCAACACUUCAUCUACGAAGACGACAUAUGUCAGCUACAGCAAUCACGCCACCUGAAACCAGACAAGAUGAAAAGCUUAGCGGACCAAUGGACCAACAGGCAGAAUCCAAGCAUGAGACAUUUUGUAACAUUUCACUUAAAUGGGGAGGGGGGGGGGGGUGUUCUUGCCAUUCGCUGGUCCAACCGUAAGUUUAAAAGUUUAUGUUUAAAAAAAAAUAAAAAUAAAGGACAAUGUGAUAUAAGCCUUGACUGGACUACAAAAAAAAAUACAGAAACAUUGUAUGCAUAAGGGCCAGAAAUAGUUAUUUAAAAAGAGAAAUCUAUGAGACUAAACAUGUUUGUUGUUCUUCUCUAAUUGUUAGUAUUUUUGUGGUCGUGAGAAGUUUUUCCAUUCUUGUCUCACCGUUGUCGAUGAAUUGUCCUUGCAUACUGAGAUGAGUGUUCCCUCCCACUGUCUUGGCUUACCGGGUUGUGAACCUGUAACACAACAUGGGUGACGCAUGCCGCUUUUGAUACCAAAAGGAGAUUUAUUUAUAAUAAAGGAAUGUUUUUGCAAAUACCUGGAUUGCUCUGCUUUCACCUUUCGCUAUUAAAGCUCCACAAAUUCAAAAACGCCUAUCUCCGAGUUGCCUGGGAACAAAUCGCCAACUUGAUCCAAGUAAAAAAAAAAAAAAGCAAUAAUCUAUUCUAGCUGUUGUCAUGAGAAUGCAAAUUUAGUGUCGGCCUGCGCGAUUCUGAGAUUACGCCAAACUAAUGGGGAGGAAAAACACAAACAAAACAUUACAAAGAGUAAAUGAAAGCAGUGUCCCACUUAAUUAAAAUGAAUCGGAGAUAAAACUGGGGGGAACACGACAUAAUAUCCCCUAAAUUGUAUGUGUGCAUGUGAUUAGUGUAUCUGCGGGCAGGCAGCUUGUUUUGUUUGGCCACAUUUUACUAUUGUCUACUCCAGCUUAAAAGUUCUGAGCCAAAUGUCGUAUUUUGUCACCGA